Messenger RNA from Medicago truncatula (barrel medic), 5849 nucleotides. RefSeq names its product ATP-dependent RNA helicase DEAH11, chloroplastic. The transcript is spliced from 5 exons. Lineage: Eukaryota; Viridiplantae; Streptophyta; Magnoliopsida; Fabales; Fabaceae. Gene Ontology annotation, molecular function: ATP binding; helicase activity; zinc ion binding. Gene Ontology annotation, cellular component: intracellular anatomical structure. The coding region runs from base 73 to 5268 and encodes 1731 amino acids. The record is from RefSeq and is a predicted model, not a curated record.
UCAACCUACUUUUACUUGUUUUUGACUUAAAACAAUUAGGGUUAAAAUUAGGGUUUAAUUAUUUAAUCCCUGAUGAAGAAAACCUUUCCCACCACCAACCACCGCACCACCACCCGGCAUGACUCUUAUCUCCGCCGUCAACCACCGUGGCGAGCUGACCAUCACUGGAACCCCAGAUUCCAAUCCAACCACCUCUAUUAUCGCCCCCGCCUCCCCUAUUUCAUCGUCAACCUCCGCCUCACCCACCGCCUUAACCUCCGCCGUGAAGAGAUCGAGACCCUGAUCGCCGAUUGCAAACCAAAUCCUGACAAAUUUUCAUUCCAACCAAACGAAAGCAUCACUGCUUCUCUCAAUUUCAAUAACGGAACAGAUGCGAUCAGCGCCGUCGUUUGGUUCUGGGAAUCACGUUUAUCAGAAUGCCGUCACGAAUUAUCGCCCGAGUUCAUCGAAAUGAACUCCGACAAUUCCAAACACGGAGACGAACUCAAAGCUCGUCUCCGAAGCGUAUUCAUGAGCCAUGUGAAAGAACUAAUGGAAGGAAAAGAAAUAAACCGUUGGAUAAAAGAAUGGGAUCGUUUAUCAAAAGAGAUUAAAGAAGUUAAUAGCUUAUUAGGUAAACCUUUUCCAGUUAGGGUUCAAGAUGAGAAUAUUGAUAGAAAAAAAAUGCUUGAUGGUGAAAAAAAUUUGGUUGAGAAAAGAUUAAAGGAAUUUGAAUAUGCUAUGGAGAAUAUUUUGAUGUAUUUAGAAGAAAAUAAUAAUAAUAAUGAUGAUGAUGAUGAUGUUAAUGUGAUUAGGUUUGGUGAAAGGUUUGAUUGGGAGAAGAUUUGUAAUUUUAUUGUUAGGGAAAGGAGGAGACUUGAAGAUGGUUUGCCUAUUUAUGCUUAUAGGAAGGAAAUUCUUCAGCAAAUAUAUCAUCAACAGAUAACAGUGUUGAUUGGAGAGACAGGUUCUGGGAAGAGUACUCAAUUAGUGCAGUUUCUUGCUGAUUCGGGUGUUGGGGCCAAUGAGUCAAUUGUGUGCACUCAGCCUCGCAGGAUUGCUGCAAAAUCAUUGGCUGAAAGGGUCCGGGAAGAAAGUGGUGGAUGUUAUGAAGACAGUUCAAUCAAGUGUUAUUCUUCAUUUUCAUCUUGGAACAAGUUCGAUUCCAGGAUAAUCUUCAUGACAGAUCAUUGUUUAUUGCAGCACUACAUGAGUGAUAAAAAUUUUACUGGGAUUUCGUGUAUUAUAGUGGACGAGGCUCAUGAAAGGAGUAUAAAUACUGAUUUACUGUUGGCAUUGAUAAAGAAUUUACUUUCUAAGAGGGUUGAAAUGCGGCUUAUCAUCAUGUCUGCCACAGCUGAUGCAAAGCAGUUAUCUGAUUACUUCUAUGGUUGUGGAAUUUUUCGUGUGCCAGGGAGAAACUUCCCUGUGGAGGUGAGAUAUGUUCCAUCUGAAUAUGAAGGACGAUCUCAUUCUUCUGUUGUGGACCCUUAUGUUUCCGAUGUUGUUAAAAUGGCAACUGAAAUUCAUAGAACAGAGAAAGAAGGAACUAUUCUUGCCUUUCUUACAUCACAGUUAGAUGUAGAAUGGGCUUGUGAAAAGUUUGAAGCCCCCUCUGCAGUAGCUUUGCCCUUGCAUGGAAAACUUUCGUCUGAAGAGCAAUUUCAUAUUUUCAAGAACUAUCCUGGAAAAAGAAAAGUGAUAUUUUCAACGAAUGUCGCAGAGACAUCACUUACAAUUCCUGGUGUUAAGUAUGUGAUAGAUUCUGGAUUGGUUAAAGAUAGUCGUUUUGAUCCUAGCAGUGGGAUGAAUGUACUUAAGGUUUGCUGGAUCAGCCAGAGUUCUGCUAAGCAACGGGCUGGUCGUGCUGGGAGGACCGAGCCUGGUAGAUGCUAUAGACUGUACUCAGAAGCUGAUUAUCAGUCUAUGGAAACAAAUCAAGAUCCCGAAAUUCGAAGAGUUCAUCUUGGCGUAGCAGUUUUGAAGAUCCUUGCUUUAGGGGUGAAGAAUGUCCAGGAUUUCGAUUUUGUGGAUGCUCCAUCCACUAGCUCUAUUGAGAGGGCAAUCGGGAAUCUAAUUCAAUUAGGAGCCAUUAAACUCAACAAUGAUGUUUAUGAAUUAACUCCUGAAGGUAGGCGCUUAGCAAGAAUGGAGAUUGAACCUAGGCUUGGUAAACUCAUUCUUGGUUGUUUCCAAUAUACCUUGGGUAGGGAAGGCAUUGCCCUAGCUGCCAUGAUGGCCAAUGCUAGAAGCGUAUUUUGCAGAGUUGGUAAUGAAGGUGAUAAGCAAAAAUCUGAUUGUCAGAAAGUGCAAUUUUGCCAUUGCGAGGGUGACCUUUUUACUCUUCUCUCUGUGUACAUGGAAUGGGAAGUCCAGCCUCAAAAUUGGAAGAAUAAAUGGUGUUGGGAAAACAGCAUCAAUGCCAAAUCUAUGAGGAGAUGCCAAAACACAUUUUUGGAGUUAGAAUCUUGCCUAGAGAGUGAACUUGGCCUUGUUGUUCCAAGUUACUGGCGCUGGGACCCUCAUAACCCUUCUAUUCACGAUAAGAACAUGAAAAAGGCUAUACUGUCCUCACUUUCUGAAAAUGUAGCCAUGUACUCUGGACGCAAUCAACUUGGUUACAUAGUAGCUCAAACGGAGAAACAUGUUCAACUACAUCCAUCUUGUUCCUUGCUUGUAUUUUCCCAGAGGCCUAGUUGGGUGGUUUUUUAUGAGCUUCGUUCAGAGUCUAAUGAAUAUUUGUUCUGUGUGAGUGCUGUUGACUUUCAAUCAUUAUACAGCCUUAAACCUCCUCCCUUGUUUGAUGUAUCCAAGAUGGAAGAGCAGAAGUUGCAAACAAAGACGCUGGUUGGUUUUGGCAAACAUGUUCUCAAGAGAUUUUGUGGGAAAGGAAAUUUGCUCGGUCAUGUUUCUCGUAUUAGGAAAGCUUGUAUGGAUGAAAGAAUAUUUGUUGACGUGAAUUUUGACGAGAACCACAUUCAGUUGUAUGCCUGUUCCAAUGAUAUGAAUACAGCUAGUAAGCUGGUGAAUGAUGUUUUACAAUAUGAGAAGAAGAGGUUACACACUGAAUGUAUGGAAAAAUGUUUGUAUCAUGGGUUUGGUUCCUCAUCACCCGUGGCUAUGUUUGGCUCUGGUGCUGAGAUAAAGCAUUUGGAACUUGAGAAGCUUCCCUUGAGUGUUGAUGUGUUUCACCCAAACGUAAAUGCAAUUGACGAAAUGGAGCUCCUGAUGUUUUUUGAGAAAAAUACUUCUGGUUGUAUAUGUGACAUGCAAAAGUUCACAGGCAUGGUGAAAGAUGUUGAGGAUAAAGCAAAAUGGGGCAAGAUAACAUUUAUGACCUCCAAUGCUGCCAAAAGAGCUGCUGAGCUGGAUGGAGAAGAGUUUUGUGGUUCGCCCCUAAAAAUAGUUCAUUCACAGUCAGCUAUGGGAGGGGAUACAACAUUUUCAUUUCCUGCAGUUGAAGCAAGAAUUUCUUGGCUUCGUAGGCCUAUCAAAGCAGUUGGCAUAAUCAAAUGUGAUAAAAAUGACGUGGAUUUCAUCAUUAGAGAUUUUGAAAACCUCAUCGUAGAUGGAAGAAGGUAUGUUCGUUGUGCUCCCAGUGAUAAGUAUUUGGACAACAUUCUUAUAACUGGGCUUGACAAAGAGGUUCCUGAGACUAAAAUUUUGGAUAUACUAAGAUCUGCUACUAGUAGAAGGAUUCUAGAUUUUUUCUUUAAGAGAGGAGACGCUGUUGAAAAUCCACCAUGCAGUAUGAUUGCAGAGACAAUAUUAAAAGAAAUCUCCCCCUUAAUGCCCAAAAAAAAACCUCACAUUAGUUCUUGCCGUGUUCAGGUGUUUCCACCUAAGCCGAAGGAUUAUUCGAUGAAUGCUUUAAUUCAUUUUGAUGGAAGAUUACAUUUAGAAGCAGCAAAAGCUUUGGAGAAAAUUGAUGGAAAGGUGUUGCCCGGAUUUCAUUCUUGGCAGAAGAUAAAGACCCAGCGUUUGUUUCACAGCACCUUGAUAUUUUCUCCUCCAGUGUAUCAUGUGAUUAAGGGACAACUGGAAAAAGUGCUGGCACGUUUCAACAAUUUAGAAGGUCUUGAGUGGAAACUAGACAUAACUCCUAAUGGCUCCCACCGAGUGAAAAUAACAGCCAAUGCCACAAAGACGGUGGCAGAAGGUAGGAGACUUCUGGAAGAACUGUGGAGAGGGAAAGUCAUUGUCCACGACAACCUCACCCCUGCCACUCUACAGCCCAUAUUGUCCAAAGAUGGUUCUAGUCUUACAAGCUCAAUACAGAAAGCGACUUCAACUUACAUUCAAUUUGAUAGGCGCAACAUGAAGUUACGGAUAUUUGGUUCGCCGGACAAGAUUGCUUUGGCUGAGAAAAAGUUAAUUCAAUCUCUCUUGUCCCUCCAUGACGAAAAACAGUCAGUAAUCUGUCUGAGUGGAAGGGACCUACCUUCUGAUUUUAUGAAGCAAGUGGUUAAGAAUUUCGGGCCAGAUCUUCAUGGACUAAAAGAGAAGGUACCCGGGGCAGAUCUUAGGCUUAACACACGCAACCGGACAAUCCUUUGUCAUGGUAACUCGGAGUUGAAAUCAAGAGUGGAGGAAAUAACUUUUGAGAUUGCACGUUUAAGCAAUCCUUCAAGCGAGAGAUUUGACACUGGACCUAGUUGCCCAAUUUGCUUGUGUGAGGUUGAGGAUGGAUAUCAGCUUGAAGGUUGUGGUCAUUUGUUCUGCCAGUCAUGUAUGGUGGAGCAGUGUGAAUCUGCUAUAAAAAACCAAGGCAGUUUCCCAAUACGUUGUGCUCAUCAGGGCUGUGGAAAUCAUAUUUUGCUUGUAGAUUUCAGAACUCUCCUGUCAAAUGAUAAGUUGGAAGAACUUUUCAGGGCUUCUUUGGGAGCUUUUGUAGCCUCAAGUUCAGGAACCUAUAGGUUUUGUCCAUCUCCUGACUGCCCCUCAAUCUAUAGAGUUGCAGAUCCCGACACAGCUAGUGCGCCAUUUGUUUGUGGGGCAUGUUAUUCAGAGACUUGUACCAGGUGCCAUAUAGAGUAUCAUCCGUACGUUUCAUGUGAGAGAUACCGACAAUUCAAGGAUGACCCGGAUUCUUCUCUGAGGGAUUGGUGCAAAGGGAAAGAACAAGUUAAGAAUUGCCCGGCAUGUGGGCAUGUAAUUGAGAAGGUAGAUGGGUGCAAUCACAUUGAGUGCAAGUGUGGAAAACAUAUUUGCUGGGUUUGCUUAGAGUUCUUUACAACCAGCGGUGAAUGUUAUAGCCAUAUGGAUACUAUACACUUGGGCGUAGAUUAAAUUGCCAUUUCAUUUACAUAUGAAAAUUAGGUAUUUCUUGAGAAAAUUGAAGAUUAAAUAUGAAAAAGCAUAUAUACCAAGCUUCUUUUGCAAUUAACUGUUGCAGGUAUUUCUUGAGAAAAUUGAAAUAUGUGAAAGAAAAGCAAUGGGCAAGUGUUAGCCAUGAAUCAGUUUUCCUUUUGUUAGGUGAAUUGCUCCGUUGGAUUUUAUGCUUAGCGUUUGGCCUCUUUGUGGGGUUCUUUCUUUUUGUUUAUUCAUAAACAAAGCAUGGCUAGAAUCAAAGCCAUAAAUUGAAGUACACUGCAAAUCUGGCCGGGAAUGAGAUUUCGAUAUUGCCUCUACCUGCAUUUCAUGUUGUCAAUGGAAGCUCACAUGAACGAAACAAGUUGGAAAUGCAAGUAAUUUAAGAUGUCAUGACUUUUUCAACUUUAAGCUGGCAAUACAUCAAACAAUAGAAAUGUUGUUUCACUUUUAAGACCUAUUGAAGCAAAGUUCAAAGUGGAACAAAUUUGACAAUACAGGGAUAUGUUUUAUAUGAUUAAAAUAUAUUGGCAGGUCGCAUAUACUGUAAAAUGAAUGAA